Melopsittacus undulatus (budgerigar) is the source of this 4751-nucleotide messenger RNA. It is a transcript of the gene DHX8, whose product is annotated as DEAH-box helicase 8. Gene Ontology annotation, biological process: mRNA splicing, via spliceosome; spliceosomal complex disassembly. NCBI's taxonomy places the organism in Eukaryota, Metazoa, Chordata, Aves, Psittaciformes, Psittaculidae. Gene Ontology annotation, cellular component: intracellular anatomical structure; catalytic step 2 spliceosome. Bases 5 to 3580 code for a protein of 1191 amino acids. Gene Ontology annotation, molecular function: RNA helicase activity; ATP binding; RNA binding. The transcript is spliced from 23 exons. The record is from RefSeq and is a predicted model, not a curated record.
CGCCAUGGCGGAGCUGGCGGUGGAGGAGCUCGCUCAGCUCGAGUACCUGUCGCUCGUGUCCAAGGUGUGCACGGAGCUGGACAAUCACCUGGGCAUCAACGACAAGGACCUGGCCGAGUUUGUGAUAAGUCUCGCGGAGAAAAAUACCACGUUUGAGACGUUUAAAGCAGUUCUGCUGAAGAAUGGCGCUGAGUUUACUGAUUCCCUUAUUAGUAACUUGCUCCGUCUCAUACAGACCAUGCGGCCCCCACCAAAAUCCUCUAUGAGCAAAGACACAGUUGUCAAACCCAAGUCAGAGAAGGAGAAGCUGAAGGAAUUGUUUCCAGCUCUUUGCAGGCCAGACAAUCCCAAUAUCAGGACUAUGCUAGAUGAAGAUGAUGUAAAAGUGGCAGCUGAUGCCCUUAAAGAACUUGAAGCUCUGAUGCCCAGUGCAGACAGGCAAGGCAAGCAGAGGAGCAGUGACCACCGGGCAAAGAAGAAGAGGAGGAGCCGGAGUCGUAGCAGGGACAGGAGGCGAAGGCACAGAUCUCGCUCUAGGUCUCGUUCCAGAACUCGGGAUAGGAACAGGGGAAAAUCCAGAUACCGGUCAAGGAGCAGAACUUGGAGUCCAAGUAGGGACCAUAAAGAUCGAGACAGAUACGUUGAGAGGAGCAAUGAGAGAUGGAGAGACAAGCACAUUGACCAUCCCCCACCUGAGGAGCCUGCCAUUGGAGACAUCUACAAUGGCAAAGUCACAAGUAUAAUGCAAUUUGGAUGUUUUGUGCAACUGGAAGGACUAAGGAAGCGUUGGGAGGGCUUGGUCCACAUCUCAGAGCUUCGAAGAGAAGGACGUGUUGCCAAUGUUGCUGAUGUGGUGAGCAAAGGACAAAGAGUAAAAGUUAAAGUCUUAUCCUUUACUGGAUCCAAAACCAGCCUGAGCAUGAAGGAUGUUGAUCAAGACACUGGGGAAGACUUGAAUCCAAACCGGAGGAGAAACCUGGUUGGAGAAACUAAUGAAGAAACAUCUAUGAGAAACCCAGACAGACCCAGUCACCUGUCCCUGGUGAAUGCCCCAGAGGUGGAGGAUGACAGCCUUGAACGGAAGCGCCUCACCCGGAUUUCAGACCCAGAGAAAUGGGAAAUAAAACAGAUGAUUGCAGCUAAUGUGCUUUCCAAGGAAGAGUUUCCUGAUUUUGAUGAGGAGACUGGGAUUCUUCCUAAAGUUGAUGAUGAAGAAGAUGAAGACCUGGAGAUUGAAUUAGUUGAAGAAGAGCCACCGUUCCUUCGAGGUCAUACUAAACAGAGCAUGGAUAUGAGUCCUAUCAAGAUAGUAAAGAAUCCGGAUGGUUCCUUGUCCCAGGCUGCAAUGAUGCAGAGUGCCUUAGCUAAAGAAAGACGAGAACUUAAACAAGCCCAGAGAGAAGCAGAGAUGGAUUCCAUCCCCAUGGGGCUCAACACACACUGGGUGGAUCCUCUCCCUGAUGUGGAUGGAAGACAAAUUGCUGCAAACAUGCGAGGUAUUGGAAUGAUGCCCAAUGAUAUCCCAGAGUGGAAGAAACAUGCAUUUGGUGGUAACAAAGCUUCUUAUGGUAAGAAGACCCAACUUUCCAUCAUUGAGCAGAGAGAGAGUCUCCCAAUCUUCAGACUGAAGGAGCAGCUGAUACAAGCUGUGCAUGACAACCAGAUCUUGAUUGUUAUUGGAGAGACAGGAUCUGGGAAAACAACCCAGAUCACCCAGUACCUGGCGGAGGCAGGGUAUACAUCAAGAGGAAAGAUUGGAUGUACUCAGCCUCGCAGAGUGGCUGCAAUGUCUGUUGCGAAGAGGGUGUCAGAGGAAUUUGGUUGCUGCUUGGGACAAGAGGUUGGCUACACCAUUCGAUUUGAAGACUGCACUAGCCCUGAAACUGUUAUCAAAUACAUGACAGAUGGUAUGUUACUGAGGGAGUGUUUGAUAGAUCCUGAUCUGACCCAGUAUGCCAUUAUCAUGUUGGAUGAAGCCCACGAGAGGACCAUACACACAGAUGUACUCUUUGGACUCCUGAAGAAGACAGUGCAGAAGCGGCAGGAUAUGAAGCUGAUUGUGACAUCAGCAACAUUGGAUGCUGUGAAGUUCUCUCAGUACUUCUAUGAAGCACCAAUCUUCACCAUUCCUGGCAGAACGUACCCAGUGGAAAUCUUGUACACAAAAGAGCCAGAGACAGAUUAUUUGGAUGCCAGUUUGAUUACAGUAAUGCAGAUCCAUUUGACAGAGCCCCCAGGUGACAUUUUGGUGUUUCUGACUGGUCAGGAAGAGAUUGACACUGCCUGUGAAAUCCUCUAUGAGAGGAUGAAAUCCCUAGGACCUGAUGUUCCAGAGUUAAUUAUCCUUCCAGUCUAUUCAGCUUUACCCAGUGAAAUGCAGACCAGGAUCUUUGACCCUGCCCCACCAGGAAGCAGAAAGGUUGUCAUUGCCACUAAUAUAGCUGAGACAUCUUUGACUAUUGAUGGAAUAUAUUACGUCGUUGAUCCUGGCUUUGUGAAGCAGAAGGUUUAUAACUCCAAGACUGGAAUUGACCAGCUGGUUGUUACACCAAUCUCACAGGCUCAAGCAAAGCAGCGAGCAGGAAGGGCUGGGAGAACAGGACCAGGAAAAUGCUAUAGGCUAUAUACAGAGCGUGCUUACCGAGAUGAAAUGCUAACCACCAAUGUGCCUGAAAUCCAGAGAACAAAUUUGGCCAGUACAGUACUUUCCCUGAAGGCCAUGGGAAUCAAUGAUUUGCUCUCCUUUGACUUUAUGGAUGCUCCCCCAAUGGAAACUCUCAUAACCGCCAUGGAGCAGCUGUACACUCUGGGAGCUCUGGAUGAUGAGGGACUGCUCACUCGACUUGGGCGCAGGAUGGCGGAAUUCCCCUUGGAGCCUAUGCUGUGUAAGAUGUUGAUCAUGUCUGUACAUCUGGGAUGCAGCGAAGAGAUGUUGACAAUAGUCUCCAUGCUGUCUGUACAGAACGUGUUCUACCGGCCAAAGGAUAAACAAGCACUUGCUGAUCAAAAGAAAGCCAAGUUCCAUCAGACAGAAGGUGACCACCUCACUCUACUGGCUGUCUACAAUUCCUGGAAGAAUAAUAAGUUUUCAAAUCCCUGGUGCUAUGAAAACUUUAUCCAGGCCCGAUCCUUACGCAGAGCCCAGGACAUCCGCAAGCAGAUGCUGGGCAUUAUGGACAGGCACAAGCUGGAUGUGGUAUCCUGUGGCAAGGCAACAGUUCGGGUCCAGAAAGCCAUCUGUAGUGGCUUCUUCCGAAAUGCAGCAAAGAAGGAUCCCCAGGAAGGCUAUCGGACACUAAUUGAUCAACAAGUAGUCUAUAUCCACCCAUCCAGUGCUCUCUUCAACAGGCAGCCAGAAUGGGUGGUGUAUCAUGAGCUGGUGCUGACCACCAAGGAGUAUAUGCGUGAAGUGACAACUAUUGAUCCUCGCUGGCUGGUGGAAUUUGCACCAGCUUUCUUCAAGGUUUCUGAUCCAACCAAGCUGAGUAAGCAGAAAAAGCAGCAGCGACUGGAACCUCUCUACAACCGCUACGAGGAGCCCAAUGCCUGGAGGAUAUCACGGGCAUUCAGGCGGCGAUGAGCCUGCUUCCCUCAGGAACUCUCACUGUGACUUCUGUACUGUUGCAAAGAGUCCUGAAAGGAUGGACCUUGGGUUGAAGCUUAAUUCCAACACGAACAGGAAACAAGUCUUUUCAGAGCAAAAGCACAAGGGGGCGAUGUGUGUUAAUGUCAACAGUUAAUGUCAGAUUCCCUAGCUGAUAUCAGUGUUGUGAAGUGGUCCUUGAACCAUUGUUCCUUAAUCAUUCUCCUUUUAAGAGAGAAAACCCCAGGAGUCUGCAAUCUGGGUGAUGAGCUGAGCAACAGCAAAAGGAUAAUGAGCAGAAAAUAGUUGUUCUCCAGCCUGUGUUCUGAAUGAGCAGAAAAAUGUGGGCUGGAAUAGUUUAUUUCUGUACCCUGCACAAAGGGAUUUAUAUCUACUCACACUCUUAUACAGUGGCUGGUUUGGAGGAGCUGCUUGGUCUCCAUUUUUCCUGUUUUAUGCAUUUUCCUGUUCACUGUAACUGUCUCUUAUGCAAGCCGUCUGUGGUGAGAUAUUUAGUAUCUGUGGCUUUGGGAUAAGGCAGAAACGAUCCCUUGAAACCCAGCUAGGAUGUCAGUCAUACUUGGCCAAUGGCACAGGUCAGACUGCAGGUCUUAUCCUUCAUCACCAUCUUCUGUGUGCUGGAGGCUGAUGUAUUGAGCAGUAAUUAACCACAUCUACUCUGCAGCACGGCUCUGUCUGUGAGCAUAAGUGCUUACAGAUGUCUCGCCUUUCUCUACAAUGCCUUGUGUUUUAUUUCCACUUGCAGGGCUCGGUGACUUCACAACUGUUGGCUUUUUGACUACAAUGUGCUCUUACAGCUCACUUGUCUAUGAAACCAGUGUGUGCUGUGGCUGCUGAUCCAUCUGUGAAUUACUGUUCCUGUUGGGAGCAGAUGAAACUUAACUUGACUUCAGAGCUGCAGAUUUGACCCAAUCUUUAUUUUUCUCCUUUCUAAAGCUGGGCCAUUUGCUAAAAUCAUUGGUGAGUAGAUUCUACACUCUGUGGAUUGGAGAAUGUUUCACAUUAACAAAUAGUUCAGUUGGAAACCUGUGUACAGAGGUGGGCAGGAAUGUUGUAUAUACUGGUUUAUUACGUUGUAUAAAUGCCCUGAGCUUUUUCAUGCUUUUAGAUCUUCAUAAAGUUAAAUAGAACUAGAAAGUUAUUCUGC